AUGAACAGCAAUCGUCCCUUCUUCUCCAACUUCUGGGCUGCCUUCCGCGCCCACUCUACCGCCCUUCCCAAGUCAAAUUCGUCCAUCUCCACCGCUUCUUCAGCCGCCGCCGUAGUCGGCUCUUCUCACACUCAGACCGUCUGGUCUUCAACUUCGACAAAUCCUUCGCAAUCCUCUCCCAACGCUGCUUCGGCUCCUCGCGCUAUCCAUUCGAAAUCAGCCUCUUCCAACCAGUCCACCGUCACUCCUGUACAGCCCACACCCCUACACUCGACUUUAUCUCCUCUACAACACAAUGUCUCACCUCUUACCCACGCUCAGAGAUCUCCUCCUUCUCCGGGCUUGGGCGUGAACUCGGCAGGUAUGCCUGUAUAUGGCCCUCCGAAUCGCCCACCACCGAGCUAUCCUACAGCGUCCGAGGCUCGUCGAAAUCGUAGAGGCUCGGACAGCAGCUCUGAAGGUGGCAUGGGCUAUAGAGACAUUCUUGGUGCCGAGAAAUGGUACAUUGGCGGCAGGACCGCUGCAGGCGAAGAGAGAUUCUAUAAGCUCAGCAUGGUACGUCGUGACACAAGUGCUGAUCGCCUCAGCGCCGACAGACUGAGCCUUUGA
This is a messenger RNA of Aureobasidium subglaciale EXF-2481, 609 nucleotides long. RefSeq lists its product as uncharacterized. Bases 1 to 609 code for a protein of 202 amino acids. The record is from RefSeq and is a predicted model, not a curated record. Lineage: Eukaryota; Fungi; Ascomycota; Dothideomycetes; Dothideales; Saccotheciaceae. The transcript has a single exon.